GUGAAGGCUUUAGCAUUGCAUAACAUAAUAAGUAGGGUUUAAGCUUUUCCGGUACUCCGUCUCCGAUGGAAGUUUGAACUCUGCACCGAUGCGAUAACUUUUCCGCUCUAAACGACAAUGCCGUACGGUCGUUUAUCUCUUCUUCUAACCAAACGCCGCUUCUCUCUUUAUUCCUUAAACCCUAAAACCCCAUUCUUACUCUCCCACUUUUUCUCGACCUCCCAAAACUCAAACCCUAAACCUUCUUCUCUUUCUGCUCGUCUCAGCUUCGUCUUUGAUCAAAUCGAUGCUAUCGAGAAACAACGUUCUCAAAAACACGAAACUCUUCAACGCAUUCGAGCUUGGCGUGAUUCCAAAAACACUCAAAACGAUACUCCCGAACCCGUUUCAGAACCAACAACACCAUCUGAGUCACAUGAAGAGAUUAAUACUAACAGUAACUCUGUGGAAUUGAUGAAGAAAGAGGUGGAGUUUGUUCAUCCUUGGCCGGAAUGGAUUCAAUUGAUGGAGAGAUUGGUGCAUCAGAAUUACUUUGAUCAUAGGAGGAAGGAUGAGGAUAAAAUGGUGCAGGAUUUAGGGUUUGAUCCUCCUGAGAUUGUAGACGAUGAGGGGUUCGAUUUCACAAAGGAUUUCAAGAGCGUUCAUGCUGCUUGUCUCAAUUUUGGGAAGGAUCGUUUUGACUUGUUGAGGUCAUUGUCGAAGCAGGAUAUACAAAUUUUGGUUGGUUUUGGAUGCCCCAAUGGGGACAGAAAAGUGGUUUUCUCCGGUAAAUUGUUAAGGAAGUAUGUCCACCUUGAUGAGGGAGAUGUCUGUAGUUCCUGCAGCUUGAGAAACAAUUGUGACAACGCAUAUCUGCUUACAAACAAAGAGGAUGAAGCACGAACUAUUGAUAUCAUGCGAAUGCUGCUGACAUUUGGGUUUGAUCCUAUUAAUGGAUCAGUCACUAAUAAGCCACUUCUGAAGCAGAAGUCUGUCAAAGCAGUGGUUCGUAAAAUGCUUCAUGAAGUUGUCAAAUUGAGUUCAGUUCCUAUUGAUCCAAAUCUCCCUCCUCCAGUGAUAAAAAAGCCUCCACCAAAGGUGAAACAGCCUCCUCCUACUCCAAAAAGACGUGUUGGACGAGAUGAUGUUGAGAUGAAAAGGGGGGACUGGCUAUGUCCUAAGUGUGAUUUCAUGAAUUUUGCAAAGAAUACUGUUUGCUUACAGUGUGAUGCCAAGCGUCCAAAGAGACAGUUGCUUCCAGGAGAAUGGGAAUGUACCGAGUGCAACUUCUUGAAUUACAGGAGGAACGUGGUAUGUUUUCAUUGUGAGUGCAAACGCCCACCUGAUGAAUUCCUGGAGAAUAAAUUUCAAGAUAAAAAAUACGGUUCUGGACCUAAGUUAGAUAAGAUGGGCAGUCGGCAAGAGGUUUCCAAUGCCUGGAAUUUUGACUUUGAUGACAAUGAAUCAGAUGGUGCAGAUGUUGCUGCUUUUGAGUAUGCAGAUUCUCAUGGUAUAGACAAGGACUUUCCUUCAGAUAACGGUGGUCAGCAUGCGGGGUGGGAAGAUGAUUUUGAGAAGAACAGUAGAGUACAACGGUCCCGUGAUGAAGAAUAUGCUAAUUCUAGUCCUUCUAGACCUAGAACAGGGUUUGAUGAUUUUGAAGAUGAGGAUGAUGUUGAUAGUUACGAGAUAGAAACUGAAACUGGAACUAGUAGUGCAAGAAUGGAAGCAACAAAAAAUAAAUUUUCGGAAACAGAAGACUCAUUGGAGUGGGAAGAUUCUGAAGACAUUGAUGACAAAAUGCACGCACGCCAUAAAACAGUUUCUGGAAGAACUAUGCAAACCCGUUCAGUUCGCAAGAAUACAUCUUUCUCUCGAUCCAAGGAUGAUGAACCUGAUUUUGAUUCAGAUGAACAGCGGUCUAUUCUUUCCAGUUUCAAAUCUAGCCAUUUUUCUGCUGCUGACCAGAAAAGGAAAGGCAGAGGUCCAACCAAGAAAUUAAGCUUUGGUUCUGAAUCUGAUGAAGAUGUUGGUGUUGGAUUAUACUCUGACGACGAUGAUGACUUAAAUGAGGCAUAUUCAUCCAGACAAAAUAGAGGGAGUAGACAUGAUUCUGGGAGAAGGAACUUCACUAGAGAUGGGAAGUCUGGUGGUGGUUACAAAGCAAAUAGAUUCAGUGAUGAUUUUGAUGACUCACCCCGACAGUCUUAUAGGAAUGAUAGAGGGUCUCAAGGAAGUAAUCGUGAUAGGAAGAGGUUUGAAGAUUUUGAUGGAUCGUCCCGGAAAUCUUAUGGUAAUGGCAGAGGGUCUCAGGGAAGUAACCGUGAUCGGAAGGGAUUUGAAGAUUUUCAUGGACCAUCCCGAAAAUCUUAUGGUAAUGGUAGAGAAUCUCUGGGAGGUAACCGUGAUCGCAAGAGAUUUGAAGAUUUUGAUGGAUCGUCCCGGAAAUCUUAUGGUAAUGGAAGAGGGUCUCAACGAAAUGACCGAAUACGAUCCCCGCGGCAGUCUUAUGGGAAUGAUAGAGGGUCCCGAGGAAAUGACCGGAGUUAUGACAGGGAAAAUGGCAGAGGACAUAAAUAUAGUAUGGAUGAGAAGAGUGGUGGUGACUUUAGAAACAGUAGGCGUGUGAUUGAAAGAUAGCCCUAUAGGCUAUAGCUCCAUAUGAACACAUUUUUGUCAACCGGUUGGUUGUUGCACAUAACUACUACCGAUUACCAAAAUUCAAAUGUGAUACAAGCCUCUAAAGGUCUGUUUUUUUCUGGGAUUUGCUGUUGAACUUACCUGUAUACCAAGUCAAUUGAAAAAAGAUGAAAGUUCUUGGGAGUUGGCUAGAAGUAGUGUUCAGUACCAAGGUUAUGUCUGCUUAUGUUAUCCAUCAGCAAAGUUAACCUGCCAUAAUGGAAUCAUCUAAUAUAUUGGUCGGGAAUACUGAAUAAUCAUAUUUCUCUCGUUUAGCCAAACAGUGUUGUAAUUCGUGUCAUGCACAGUAUAUUUUUGCUUCUGAAUUAUUUUGUUGAAAAUUAUACACCAUAAUUUUUGAAAAGAAAAGUAUUUGGAUCAUCUAAUGUUGAAA
Messenger RNA from Cicer arietinum (chickpea), 3052 nucleotides. NCBI's taxonomy places the organism in Eukaryota, Viridiplantae, Streptophyta, Magnoliopsida, Fabales, Fabaceae. The record is from RefSeq and is a predicted model, not a curated record.